GAAUAUAAAAUUAAAUAAAAUUAUUUGGAACCUUUGGUUGAGAAACACUGCUUCCAAAGCACGUGUUAUUUCAUGGGUUAUAAUUCUGAAAAUAAUAAUUUUUAAAUAAAGAAACAAUUUUUAAAAAUUCCGCAAAGAAUUGUUAGAUAUGUCUGAAACAGUAAAUAAAAAUAUUGAUUCCGAGAAUAAUUUUAAAGAUCGUAAUAUUAAACAAGAAUUUGUAGAAGAAAAUAAAUAUGACAAAUGUAAAAAAAAUUUCAAAAAAUAUCGAUCACCUAAUUAUUAUGGAAAAAAUAGAUAUAACAAUGAAUUUCGAAAUGAUAAUUUUGGUAAAAAAUCAUUUAAACGCAAUUGGUCGAGCUUGAAAUCAAACGGAAAAAGGAAGAAAUUAGAAGUGGGAAAUCGGCUAAAAGAAUGCGAUGUUGGUAUUAUAGAGUUUAUAGGAAAUGAAGGUUUUUUUGGUGUUAUCAAAGAAAGAUAUACGGAUUUUCACGUUAAUGAAAUUGCUCUUGAUGGACAAAUUGUUAAAUUAACAAAUCAAGACAUUUUAUCAGAUGGAGAAGAAAAUGAGAAUCUAGAAGAUUUAAAAAAAAUUAUACAAUCAGAUACAAUUUGGAAUCAGUUACAGGGAUUGAAAGAAUCGGAUCAAUCUAGUAUAGAAAUUGAUGUGACAAAUAUGGAUAAAGAUCAACGAAGAGCGAUUCAUAGAAUCGCUAAAACAAUAAAGAAUGUUAUUAGUCAAACUAUAGAUAAAGAAAAUAAAAAAAUCAUGAUGAUUUUGCCAAAUAAGAAAAAUGCUAAUCAUAAUUUUCGAAAAGAUGAUAGGAUAGAUUGGAAGAAAAGAGGAGAAUACUGUUAUUUUUUGCUACAUAAAGUAAAUAUGGAUACAAUGGAUGCUUUAAAUCAAUUAGCCAUGAAUUUAUAUUUGAGGCCAAAUAAUUUCACUUAUGCUGGAACAAAGGAUCGUAGGGCAUGGACUACUCAAUGGGUUAGCGUGAAAAAGGUUACACCUACAGAUAUAUUAAAAGCAGCAAAGAACGUACAUGGAGCAUAUGUAGGAAAUUUUAAAUUUGGAACAGAAUCAUUAAAACUAGGCAUGUUGAAUGGUAAUUGCUUUAGAAUUGCUUUGAGAAAUGUUAAUGGGACAGAUGAUCAAAUCGAAAAAACAAUGAUUUCUUUGAGAGAUCAUGGAUUUAUAAAUUAUUAUGGUUUACAAAGAUUUGGUACUGUAGCUGCUAUUCCAACUUAUGAAAUAGGCAAAGCUUUACUUCAAGGUAAAUGGAAUGAAGCUAUUGAAUUAAUUUUGAAACCCAGAGAAGGAGAACAAGAUGAAGAUUUAGUAGAAGCUAGAAAAAUAUAUGAAACAACUAAAGAUGCAUGUUCUGCAUACAAAAGGAUUAAAAGAUGUGAUAAAAUAGAGGCUACACUUUUAAAAGGUCUUUGUACAUCUGGCAAUAGUAAUCCUCAAGGUGCUUUGGAUUCAAUACCAAGAAAUGCUCGUUUAAUGUAUAUUCAUGCCUAUCAAAGUUUUGUAUGGAAUCAUAUGGUAUCGAGAAGAAUAAAAGAAUUUGGGAAGAAUCCUAUAGUGGGGGAUUUAGUAUAUGAAAAUAAUAUAAAAGAAAAUGAUAAUGAAGAACAAUUUGUUUACGAUAACGAAAACGAAGUUAGAACUGAGACCAAUGCGGAAGAACUUGAUCAAAAAAUAAAUGAACUUGAUGCCGGAUCAAAUUUGAAAGUAAAAAUCGAGGAAUUUACUAAAACUUUAGAAAAAUCACCAAAUACUUCAAUUAAAGAAGUAACGAAUGCUGCAGAAUGUUGUCUUAAAAUUGAUGAGAAUGAAAAACAAAGUGAAAUUUUAAGUAAUCUACCACCGGUAAAAGUACUCGAAGAAAAUGAUUUAUCAAAUUAUACUUUGGCAGAUGUAUUAAUGCCACAGGUUGGUUGGAGAGUUACAUAUCCACCUUAUGCCAAGCCAUGGUUCGAUGAAUUUUUAGCAAAAGACGGGUUAACUACCGAUUUGAGACAGAAGAAUAAAAAAUAUAGUUUAGGAGGUGCUUAUAGAAAAAUAUUAGAAAUUCCUUCAAAUUUAUCUUGGAAAAUUAUGCAUUAUACAGAGAAGCAUAGCGAUCUUAUUAUGUGCGAUAUUGAUGAAAUGAGAAAAUCAUCACCUCCAAAAGAUGAUCCAAAUGGAAGAUUCAAAGCUAUAAUAAUACAAAUGUCUUUGAAACCUUCUACAUACGCAACUAUGGCAUUGCGUGAAAUUUUAAAAUCUGAUACUUCUCCACAAGCACAAGCUGCUCAUUCUGCCGCGUGUAAUGCAGAAAUGAAUAAUUUAAAAACCUCAAAAAAUGAUAUAGAGAGCGAAGAUGAGAGUAAAUUUGAUAAUUCAAAAAAAUAUCCUAAAAUCGAAGAACAAAAAUUGAAAGAUGAUAAAAUGGAAAUAUCAGAUACAGUAUGAAUCUGUGAUUACUUUUUUCAAUAAUUAAAUAAAAGAAUAUUAGUGAAUAUAAAUUGAAAUGCAUAAUUAUUUUUAAAACAGCAUUAAAAUAUUAUCCACUUAUCUUUUUUAUGAAUAUUUAUUUGAAUUCUAAUUUAUUUAUAUGAAUAAUGAAAAAGUGACAACGAUUUAUUUUCAUCUUAAAUAAGAUGAUAUUUAAGUUGGUUUAAUUAUUUUUUAAAAUAUAUUAUGAGUUAAAAAGACGCAUGGAUGUUUCAAUCCUGAUUCAUAUGAUCUUUACUUAAUUCAAUUAUAAUAUAUAUAUAAAAUAUAUAUAAUAAAUAUAUAUAUAUACUUACAUUGAAUAGAAAAAAAAUAUUUUUAUUAUAAUCAUAUAAAAAAUAAAUAUAAUCAUAUAAAAAAACAUAAUGAUUUGUAAUGUAUUAUUCGUUAGAAUAAAUAUUGAAAUUGAA
Molecule: messenger RNA, 2910 nt
Organism: Apis cerana (Asiatic honeybee)
Lineage: Eukaryota; Metazoa; Arthropoda; Insecta; Hymenoptera; Apidae
Gene: Pus7
Product: pseudouridine synthase 7
Biological process (GO): pseudouridine synthesis
Cellular component (GO): nucleus
Molecular function (GO): RNA binding; pseudouridine synthase activity
Source: RefSeq, a predicted model, not a curated record